UUUACCUUGUGUACCGUGCCGGCCGACUUCCUGCACAGCCUUGGUCAAUAUACAUAUCGGAUCCGAUCCAUCCAUCCAUCUAUAUAUCCAUCCAAUGGGAGAUCGAUCGUUUGCGUAGCGAAGCCUAAACCACGGGCCGGAUCGAUCCAUGGAACGCCGCCUGCGACAGCGAGAUUCCAGUGACCUGGACCUACCCGACGAUGUGCUCGCCGACGUGCUCCGCCAUCUCCCGCCGCGCUGCCUCGCCGUGUCGCGCUGCGUCAGCAAGGCCUGGCGCCGCGCCAUCGACCAGCGCCGCCUCCUGCGCCCGGACCUGCUCCCGCUCUCGCUCGCCGGCAUCUUCAUGAACUUCGGCUGCCACACAUUCUCAGAGUUCUUCUCCCGUCCCUCCUCCUCUUGCAAGAAGAUCAACGCCAAGCUUGACUUCUUGCCUCCCAUCGAGCACGAUCCCUAUGAGGAGGAGGACUAUACCGUCUUCGAGCACUGUAACGGUCUCCUCUUGACCAGCGAGUGCGUGGUCAACCCUGCUACGCGACGCUGGGAUCCUUUGCCUCCGCUCAUGCCCUUCACCAACCCCAUGGGGAUGAGCCGUGUUUUCGGUCGGUAUCUAGCUUUCGAUCCCACCUUGUCGCCUCACUACCAGGUGUUCAGGGUCCCUUAUCUGCCCCCAAGGCCUUGUCAGCCCGGAGACCGAGGCUACCGAGGUCCUGAGGAUUAUGUAGACCCUCUGGUUGACAAAUCUGAAUGGCCGCCGUCUACAUUCAUCUUGAAUGUCUUCUCGUCAAAGUCGUGUCGUUGGGAGGAGAGGUCUUUUGCUAGACAAGGUAAUGCUGCAGGGAUUGUUGCUGAGCUGCGACUGCGACUGCAACAUGGGUGGCACUAUGGUGCCGUCUAUUGGCGACGAGCACUUUACGUGCACAGUCAAAAUAAUUUUUUCUUGAGGUAUAUAUGUACUCGACGUCUCGACCCAUUCCAUUAUUAGUUUGAUCACGCUGACGCUUAUUAUAACCAUAAUAAAAUGGCUACUCAAUUAGUCUGUUUAUUUUACAUAUUCAUAAGAGUGAUUUGAUUGUACAGGAUAUCCUUGACAGACGAUACGUACCGUGUGAUCAAACCACCGACGGCUAUGGAUAUCAGGGUGCACUCUUGUCUAGGAAAAUCCAAAAAAGGGGUGUACAUUGCAUCAUUCAUUAAGGAUGUCUUUCGAGUUUGGGUCCUAAAUGAAUCGUAUGGUCAGACGAAGUGGGUGUUGAAGGGCGAAU
This is a messenger RNA of Aegilops tauschii subsp. strangulata, 1262 nucleotides long. Lineage: Eukaryota; Viridiplantae; Streptophyta; Magnoliopsida; Poales; Poaceae. The record is from RefSeq and is a predicted model, not a curated record.